AAACCCACAUAUCCAGAUCACCAUCAACUUCAUAGACAUGGCCAAGCAAAAUAUUGUCGUGAAGGUGUCCAUGAACAACGACAAGAAAACUCGUAAGGCUCUCAAGAUCGUGGUUGGUGUCUCCGGCGUGGAAUCAGUGGCUUUGUUUGGUUCAAAUAAAGAUCAAAUCAAGGUCACGGGUGAAGGAAUUGACUCGGUCAAACUGGCGACGCUGCUAAGGAGAGGUGUAGGAUGCACAGAGCUGGUGAGUGUUGGUCAGGCGGAGGAGAAGAAACCCGCUAACACCACCACCACUGCUGCCGCCAGUCAAACUCCAGCUACGGUGGUGCCGCUGCAAGUUUAUCCUCACCAUUAUAGCUGCCAUGGAGGGCCGUACUACCAUUUCUAAUUAAUGGAACGAAGAUCCCUCUUGCACCAUUAAUUAUGUAGGAUUGUAUCAACCGAGACAGAGUGAAUU
Cynara cardunculus var. scolymus (artichoke) is the source of this 457-nucleotide messenger RNA. Its product is annotated as heavy metal-associated isoprenylated plant protein 47-like. The transcript is spliced from 3 exons. Lineage: Eukaryota; Viridiplantae; Streptophyta; Magnoliopsida; Asterales; Asteraceae. The coding region runs from base 38 to 388 and encodes 116 amino acids. The record is from RefSeq and is a predicted model, not a curated record.